ACUCUCUCUCUCCCCUCUCUCUCUCUCUCUCUCUCUCUCUAACUCUGGUUUGAUUCAUCCUCCCUUGCCGCUCCUCUGUGUGUCUCUCUCUGUGCUUCUUCUGAGUGAUGGGUGUGAGCUCUGCGUACUCUCAUAAUUAUCACAUUACUAUAAUCCUCAUCACCAGCUUCUUCCGUCACAAGCCCUAGAUCAAUUUCAACCCAUUUCAACUCUGCUUAUUCUUCUUCUUCCAUAAAAACCUAGAAAUAUGAUCGUUUGAUUCCCCAGAAAAUUCAAAUUCAGGAAGAAAAAAAGCUAUGGAGAGUGGAAGACUCUACCACCAUAGUUCCAACAUGAACUCUUUACUCCAAAAUGAAAGACUCCCUUCUUCUUCUGAGGUUCUUGAGUCUCUCUGGCUCUCCAACUCUUCCCCUUCUUUUCAUGGUUCAUCAACAUCCGUAGUUAAAUUCGAAGAUGCUCGAGGAGGGAACACAACAGAUAGAUUGCUUUUCCCUCCAAUUGACAAGGAAGACAAUGGCAAUGAGGAUUAUGAUGUGUGCUUCCAUCAACCCGAGAAGAAGAGGCGACUCACCACGGAUCAAGUCCAGUUCCUUGAGAGGAAUUUCGAGGUGGAGAAUAAGCUCGAACCGGAGAGGAAGGUGCAGCUUGCCAGAGAACUUGGUUUGCAGCCUCGGCAAGUUGCCAUAUGGUUUCAAAACCGACGAGCCCGGUUCAAGACCAAACAGCUUGAGAAGGACUAUGAUUCUUUGAAAUCAAGCUAUGAUAAGCUCAAGGCCGACUAUGAUUCCCUCCUCGAGAACAAUGAAAGCUUGAAAAAUGAGGUUCUUUUGUUGAAAGACAAACUGCUUUUCAAAGAGAAAGACAAGACCAAUGUCGAACAAUUUGAUCCCAUUAAGCCAGUGGAAGCAGAACCUCAAAGACCAAUUCAGGACACGAAUUCUGAAAACUUAUCGAAUGUGGCAAUGGUGGCCUGCAAGCAGGAAGAUGCAAGUUCAGCGAAGAGCGAUGUUUUUGAUUCCGAGAGCCCACAUUACACCGAUGGGAACCACCGAUGUUCUUCGCUGUUAGAGCCUGCGGAUUCUUCUCAUGUUUUCGAGCCAGACCAGUCCGAUUUCUCACAAGACGAAGAAGAUGAUCUCGGGAGGAGCCUUUCGCCGCCGCCUUGCUUGCCAAAACUCGAAGAUGAUGGGUGUUACGACGACACGCCUGUGAAUUGUUACCAUCUGGUAUUCCCAGCUGAAGAUCAAGCCUCUUGGUUAUGGCCUUAUUGAGUUCUUAUCAUUUAGGGGGCGUUUUUACAUUUCUCAGUAAAGCAAUUUUAUGUGCUACUCUGCUGUAGUUGAUGUUUGAAAGCAAUAAAACAUGUUCUUUUGUGCUCUCAA
Molecule: messenger RNA, 1382 nt
Organism: Cornus florida
Lineage: Eukaryota; Viridiplantae; Streptophyta; Magnoliopsida; Cornales; Cornaceae
Product: homeobox-leucine zipper protein HAT5-like
Exons: 3
Coding region: 297-1271 (324 amino acids)
Biological process (GO): positive regulation of DNA-templated transcription
Cellular component (GO): nucleus
Molecular function (GO): sequence-specific DNA binding; DNA-binding transcription factor activity, RNA polymerase II-specific
Source: RefSeq, a predicted model, not a curated record